AUGCGUUGCUGGUCGCUCCUCCUCCUCGCAGCCACGGCGACAGCAAUCCCAGCGUCACUAGGCAAUGCCCUCGUCACCCGCGACUGGCCCGAGAACUGCGUGCCCGGGCACGACUUUGCGGUAUCCAACUUCACGCUGUCCAUCCCCAAGAGCGACGCAGCCAACAAGACGACCAUAACGUUCGACUUCUCGUCCAAGCAGACCAGGAUUGAGACUCGCUGUCGCCGCAGCGCAGAUACAUGGCCCAUCUACCUGGUGAAAAGCGCACGGGAGCGGUUCGCGUGCGACAACUCGAGUGUCGAGUUCAUAUACGACGUCAACCCGGAGAGCGGCAACAAAAAGGGCACUCUGGCGCUGAUGGAGGCGGCCUGCACCGAGGGGACCAAGAAGUGGGGCUGGUCGCCGAUAGAGACGGGAGGGAGCCUGGAUCUGGAGCUGCAGUGCGAGGAGGACAAGAAGGACGGGACGAGCAGUUGCAAGGGCAAGGAUGAGAGCGUGAAAGGUAAUUACAUUAGCUACGCGCUCCGGCCGCACAUCGAGCCUGACGAUCCGGUUCCAUGGACUAUUGGGGAUGAAGGUGGCCGUGAAGACUGCCGUGGUGCACCUAGUGAUCGCUGUCCUGACGGCAGUGAUGAUGGCAGCGGGUCGAGUGAAUGA
Molecule: messenger RNA, 657 nt
Organism: Pyricularia pennisetigena
Lineage: Eukaryota; Fungi; Ascomycota; Sordariomycetes; Magnaporthales; Pyriculariaceae
Exons: 1
Coding region: 1-657 (218 amino acids)
Source: RefSeq, a predicted model, not a curated record